CUCGGCGGCGGCGGCGGCGGCGGCGGCGGUGGCGGUGUAGGUGCGGAGGCAGUGCGCGGGACCUGCUCGUCUCUCGGCCGUCGCCGUGUCUCUGUCCGUGUCCGCUUCCGCGGCCGCCCGGGCCCCUCGCCCACUCGGCCCCCCGCCCGCUCCGCCCCCGGCCCACCCCGCCCGGGCUCCGGCCUCGACAUGUCGUACAACUACGUGGUGACGGCGCAGAAGCCCACGGCCGUCAACGGCUGCGUGACGGGUCACUUCACUUCUGCCGAAGACUUGAAUCUGCUGAUUGCCAAAAACACCCGCCUGGAGAUCUAUGUGGUCACCGCAGAGGGGCUGCGGCCCGUUAAGGAAGUGGGCAUGUAUGGCAAGAUUGCUGUUAUGGAGCUUUUCCGUCCCAAGGGAGAGAGUAAGGACCUGCUCUUUAUCUUGACGGCCAAAUACAACGCCUGCAUCCUGGAGUAUAAGCAGAGUGGGGAGAGCAUCGACAUCAUCACCCGAGCUCAUGGCAAUGUCCAGGAUCGCAUCGGUCGUCCUUCCGAGACUGGGAUCAUCGGCAUCAUUGACCCCGAGUGCCGGAUGAUCGGCCUGCGCCUGUAUGAUGGCCUCUUUAAGGUUAUCCCCCUGGACCGGGACAACAAAGAAUUGAAAGCCUUCAACAUUCGUCUGGAGGAGCUCCAGGUCAUCGAUGUCAAGUUCCUCUACGGUUGCCAGGCCCCCACCAUCUGCUUUGUCUACCAGGACCCCCAGGGACGGCAUGUCAAGACCUAUGAAGUAUCUCUUCGAGAGAAGGAAUUCAAUAAAGGCCCUUGGAAGCAGGAAAAUGUGGAGGCGGAAGCUUCAAUGGUGAUUGCAGUCCCAGAGCCUUUUGGAGGUGCAAUCAUUAUUGGCCAAGAAUCCAUCACCUAUCACAAUGGCGAUAAGUACCUGGCCAUUGCCCCUCCCAUCAUUAAGCAAAGCACAAUUGUGUGCCACAAUCGAGUAGAUCCAAAUGGUUCCCGUUACCUGCUCGGAGACAUGGAAGGUCGGCUCUUCAUGCUGCUGCUGGAGAAAGAGGAGCAGAUGGACGGCACGGUGACCCUUAAGGAUCUUCGUGUGGAGCUUCUCGGAGAGACCUCCAUUGCCGAAUGCUUGACGUACCUGGACAACGGGGUCGUGUUUGUUGGCUCCCGCCUUGGCGACUCUCAGCUUGUAAAGCUCAACGUGGACAGCAACGAGCAAGGCUCUUACGUUGUGGCCAUGGAAACCUUUACCAAUUUGGGUCCCAUUGUGGACAUGUGUGUGGUGGAUCUGGAGAGACAGGGCCAGGGCCAGCUGGUCACAUGUUCUGGAGCUUUUAAGGAAGGCUCCUUGCGUAUCAUCCGAAACGGGAUCGGAAUCCACGAGCAUGCCAGCAUCGACCUGCCUGGUAUCAAAGGCUUAUGGCCUCUCAGGUCUGACUCUGGCCGAGAAACCGAUGACACCUUGGUGCUGUCCUUUGUGGGCCAGACGAGAGUUCUGAUGUUGAAUGGAGAGGAGGUGGAGGAAACGGAGCUGACGGGGUUUGUGGAUGACCAGCAGACUUUCUUCUGUGGGAAUGUGGCCCAUCAGCAGCUGAUCCAGAUCACCUCUGCCUCCGUGCGGCUCGUGAGCCAGGAGCCCAAGGCCUUAGUGAGCGAGUGGAAGGAGCCGCAGGGCAAGAACAUCAGCGUGGCCUCGUGCAACAGCAGCCAGGUGGUGGUGGCCGUGGGCAGGGCCCUCUACUACCUGCAGAUUCAUCCUCAGGAGCUCCGGCAGAUAAGCCACACAGAGAUGGAGCACGAGGUGGCCUGCUUGGACAUCACCCCGCUGGGGGACAGCAACGGCAUGUCCCCGCUCUGUGCCAUCGGCCUCUGGACCGACAUCUCGGCCCGCAUCCUGAAGCUUCCCUCGUUCGAGCUGCUGCACAAGGAGAUGCUCGGGGGAGAGAUCAUCCCUCGGUCCAUCCUGAUGACCACCUUUGAGAGCAGCCACUACCUCCUCUGCGCCCUGGGAGACGGCGCCCUCUUCUACUUCGGGCUCAGCAUCGAGACAGGCUUGUUGAGCGACCGGAAGAAGGUGACUCUUGGGACGCAGCCCACGGUCCUGAGGACGUUUCGCUCGCUCUCCACCACCAACGUCUUCGCGUGCUCCGACCGCCCCACCGUCAUCUACAGCAGCAACCACAAGUUAGUCUUCUCCAACGUCAACCUCAAGGAGGUCAACUACAUGUGUCCCCUCAACUCGGACGGCUACCCCGACAGCCUGGCCUUGGCCAACAACAGCACCCUCACCAUCGGUACCAUCGACGAAAUUCAGAAGCUGCACAUCCGCACGGUGCCCCUGUACGAAUCUCCAAGAAAGAUUUGCUACCAGGAAGUGUCCCAGUGCUUUGGGGUCCUCUCCAGUCGGAUUGAGGUGCAGGACGCCAGCGGAGGGACGACGGCCCUGCGACCCAGUGCCAGCACGCAGGCCUUGUCCAGCAGCGUCAGCUCCAGCAAGCUGUUCUCCAGCAGCACGGCCCCUCACGAGACGUCCUUUGGAGAAGAGGUCGAGGUGCACAACCUGCUCAUCAUCGAUCAGCACACCUUUGAAGUGCUCCAUGCCCACCAGUUCCUCCAGAACGAGUAUGCUCUCAGCCUGGUCUCCUGCAAGCUUGGCAAAGAUCCCAACACCUACUUCAUCGUGGGCACUGCCAUGGUCUAUCCCGAAGAGGCCGAGCCCAAGCAGGGUCGCAUUGUCGUGUUCCAGUACUCGGACGGCAAACUUCAGACUGUAGCUGAGAAGGAAGUCAAAGGUGCUGUGUACUCCAUGGUGGAGUUCAACGGGAAGCUCUUAGCCAGCAUCAACAGCACGGUGCGACUUUACGAGUGGACUGCAGAGAAAGAGCUCAGGACCGAGUGCAAUCACUACAACAACAUCAUGGCCUUGUACCUGAAGACCAAGGGCGAUUUCAUUCUGGUCGGUGACUUGAUGCGCUCCGUGCUGCUCCUGGCCUACAAGCCCAUGGAGGGCAACUUUGAAGAGAUUGCCCGGGACUUUAACCCCAACUGGAUGAGUGCCGUCGAAAUCUUAGAUGACGACAACUUCCUGGGGGCCGAGAACGCUUUUAACUUGUUUGUGUGUCAGAAGGACAGCGCUGCCACCACUGACGAGGAGCGGCAGCAUCUGCAGGAGGUGGGGCUCUUCCACCUGGGCGAGUUUGUCAACGUCUUCUGCCACGGCUCCCUGGUGAUGCAGAACCUCGGGGAGACCUCCACCCCCACGCAGGGCUCCGUGCUCUUCGGCACCGUCAACGGCAUGAUCGGUCUGGUGACCUCCCUGUCAGAAAGCUGGUACAAUCUCCUCCUGGACAUGCAGAACCGACUCAACAAAGUCAUCAAAAGCGUCGGCAAGAUCGAGCAUUCCUUCUGGAGAUCGUUUCAUACCGAACGCAAGACAGAGCCAGCUACGGGUUUCAUUGAUGGAGAUCUGAUUGAAAGUUUCCUGGAUAUCAGCCGGCCCAAGAUGCAGGAAGUCGUGGCUAACUUACAGUAUGAUGAUGGCAGCGGAAUGAAGCGAGAAGCCACCGCAGAUGACCUGAUCAAGGUUGUGGAGGAGCUGACUCGGAUCCAUUAGCCAUCUGGCCGGGAUCCCCCCUUCCUAGAACCUCUCUCCAUGUUUUGCACCUGGAGUCUUCCCCCACCCCCUUCUUUGUUUAGCGGAGGGGGAACCCCCUUUCCCCAAGCCAGCUGUCCAACAGCCCCAGGAGCCACCCUCUGCCCUCUGUGGGCGUGGGGCAUUUUUGGGAACUAACGCCAGCUCACUAGAGAUAAUGGAAAUGGGCUGGGGGUGACAGUACUUUCAUGCCUGGGUUUUCACCUGUCACCGGGGACCACCAAGCCUUGGUCUUGACCAAUUGUCCUCUUUCGUAGCUCUGUGGCUGAAGGGAAGAUCCGUUGGUCUCCCUCAUUCCCUGUUCUCUAGGAUCUUUGUAUUUGGAUUUCCUGGGGGUGGGGGGUGGGCGGGGUUCAUUGUCUUUGAAGCCAGGUCCCCCUUUUGCCUUCCCACUGCUGCCUCUGAGAGCUUCCCUCGCUCAGUCCGUGACCACCAGGCCAUGGGGCGACGGAGACCCCAGAGCUCUCUGGGGGAGCUGCUGCCUUCAGGGACAAGGAGAGUGGGGGAAGCAAACGGGUUGUUGGUUUCUGAGUUUUACCAAAUAAAGUAGAAUCCAAGAGGAAAGAGCCCAUUGUUUCUGCUUCUCUGCCUGGCCUGGCUGGAAUUCAGCCGCCCGGUCCCAGCGGCGAACGCCUCCUUGCCACCCCUGGGUACGGCAGUGUCGCUAUUUGGGGCACCUCUGCCCCUCCUCUCUUAGCAUCUGAGGGUGGUGUCCCAGCCAGGAGAUUGGUCCGGAUUUGGAUAACUUGGGUUCCUUUGCCUCUCUCUGUUUUCAUCUCCCAGGCCCAGCCCACUGCCCGGUCUGCUUUGGCUGGCCAACCCUCCUGUGCUGUAGGCUGGUCGGCCUUCCUCCCCCUAGCUCCUCCAGGCAGGCACCUUGUGCCUUGGAGGUUGCCUCCGUUUCUCCUCCAUUCCCUUUGCCUAAUGUAUGACUCCACUAACUUUCUUUCCCUCCUCCUUUUGCCAAGUGGUCAGAACGUGCAGAGGGCAGCCGAGGCGCCGAUUUUCCCAGAGUUCUGUGGUUCUCUGGUCCUGCAGAAUGAUCCUGCGCCCUCCUGCCAGGCUCCCGGAGGCCUACAAAAGACACGAGGAGACGACUCCUCGGGCUCAUUUGCCAGCCUCCCGGUGCCGCCCACUCUGUGCAUUCUCCCUGUAUUUGCCUCUUGGCUUAACCUGGCCAAGUCACGUAAGCAGGCGCUGCUUUUUGGACUUGGAGCACCAGAAGGGGAUGUGGGUCUGGGAGUUAGCCCUCGAGGAACAUUAAGUGCGUCCCUGCUCUGUGUCAUGCUGGCCUCAGCUUGGAGGAUGCCCUCGAGUCCUUCUGAGAGCAGUCCAGGUAAGGGCUGGGGGGGAGGCUGGGAGAGCCCGAGGGACCCUCCUCGCAGAAGCUGGAUGCGAGUAAUGGUGCUUUAGGUAGGAGGGACCGGGUAAUUACCUGAGGACCUCGCAGGAGGGGGCCGUCAGCCAGGGGCAGCUUUGUGGGUAGGCGCCUAGCCCCCAACCUGGGCCUUGAACGGAGGGAAGGCUUUCAACGUGCACCGCUUGGUUGGGGGAAGGGGGUCUGUCCCAGGUGUGGGGAGUAGCAAGAUGGCGAGUAAAGCCCAGCAGGAGACAAUCCCCCAACGAGGCAGGUUGCCAGCUAUCCCUGGGCCAUUGAGGAUGGUGCCGGAAGGCUGAAAAGAGGAACUGGACUGUGGACAGGCCUGGAAGGCCAGACCAAAAGCUUAGACCUUGAGUCCCACAAGCCCUGGAGAGCCAGGAACCCUCAGCUGGGUGGAUUUGGAAGCUGACUUGGAUAGAACGUGGGGAGGAGACUGGCUUUGGGCAUUCACGUUAGAUUGCCGGCCUCCCCCAGUAACAGCAGACAGCGAGAAGUCGUCCCCCAGUCCGGGCAGGCGCUCGGGUGGCAGCACGGGUGCUGUCUCCGCAGUGGGGCUUCCUUCUCUGGUUUUUUUUCUACUGGCUUCUGACAGGGAAAUCAAAUGAUUUCUCUCGUGGGACCUCGGGAGUCUCAGUAACUGAAACGCAGAACUUAAUUAUUUAAAGACAGGUUUUGAAUUUGGCCAGACUUCCUGUCCUGGGAACCAGUGUUGACAAGGGAAGUGUCCAGCUAACAUCUGGAAGGCAGAAUGACCGUGUGACUGACCCAAGACCAUACAAGAUGGUUCAUUAUUGUAUAAGGCAAGGGUGACCAACAAGUAGACCCCAAAUAAGGACUUGGGGACAAGAUAAAAUAAUGUCACUUUCCAGAAUUGAAACUAAGAAUCCGUACGCCACGGCUAAAAUUGGCAGCAGUAGCUGGCCACCCCUAGAUGGUGGUUUUUCAGUAAUUGAGAGACACCUGAACUGGAGGUGUCUCCCAGAGGCACUCGAGAAAAUGGGCUUCCGGCAAGGCUUUUUACCAGGUUAUAACAUGGAAAGAAUCUUGAUUUACAUGGGAAGACAUUUAAAUAUGGCAGUAGUACUUGACUGUAUCUGUGUAACCUUGGACAAACCCCUUUUUCUGUGUUUCAGUUUCAUCCCUAAAAUAGAAAUUGGACUUUGUGACUUCUUAAGAUCCUUUCCAACUGUAACUCCUCUGAUCUUAUGUGUGAAAUAUUAAAUUAUCCGUGAUCUAGUUAAUUAUAAUAAGUCUCUCACAUGAUCCACGGGAGAAGUUCCAAAGAGAAAAUUUGGCAACAUUAAUCCGGUGCCAUCCACGGCAGAAACUCGUGUGGAUGGGACAUUAUGCUAACUAAAAUGGCGGGCCUUCCAGUGGAGCGGGGAUAAUUGUCCAGGCUUCCAUCGCAGCCCGAGUGGAACGUUCCUCAAAACCAUCUUUCUGGCUCUGAUUCCUUGCUCUCUAGGUGGCCUCUCAGUGACUUAAGUUUGGGGAUUUUUUGGUGUGUCUUGGUCCCUGGAAAGAUCAUUCCCUCCUUCCCCUCUCGUAUGACUAUUGUAAAUUAAUAAAUUGGGUUUUAGGUUAAUGAA
Messenger RNA from Antechinus flavipes (yellow-footed antechinus), 6621 nucleotides. RefSeq names its product damage specific DNA binding protein 1 (gene DDB1). The record is from RefSeq and is a predicted model, not a curated record. Lineage: Eukaryota; Metazoa; Chordata; Mammalia; Dasyuromorphia; Dasyuridae. Gene Ontology annotation, cellular component: site of double-strand break; nucleus. Gene Ontology annotation, molecular function: nucleic acid binding; protein binding. The coding region runs from base 190 to 3612 and encodes 1140 amino acids. Gene Ontology annotation, biological process: proteasome-mediated ubiquitin-dependent protein catabolic process; DNA repair. The transcript has 27 exons.